Endocarpon pusillum Z07020 is the source of this 1374-nucleotide messenger RNA. Its product is annotated as argininosuccinate lyase. Gene Ontology annotation, cellular component: cytosol. NCBI's taxonomy places the organism in Eukaryota, Fungi, Ascomycota, Eurotiomycetes, Verrucariales, Verrucariaceae. The coding region runs from base 1 to 1374 and encodes 457 amino acids. Gene Ontology annotation, molecular function: argininosuccinate lyase activity. The record is from RefSeq and is a predicted model, not a curated record. The transcript is spliced from 3 exons.
AUGACUCCACCGGCCAAGAAUGAGAAUUCGGUUCGGCUGUGGGGUGGCAGGUUCACGGGAGAAAUGGAUCCCCUGAUGGACCAAUACAACGAGAGCUUGUCAUUCGAUCGCGUCUUCUAUGCCCAGGACAUCAAAGGCUCAAUAGCCUACGCCAGGGCGAACCUCAAGGCCGGUAUCCUCACCCAGGAGGAGUUUGAGAUGCUUGAGGAGGGACUCAAGAAAGUUCUCAGGGAGUGGGACGAGGGUAAAUUCCAGCCAGCACCAGGAGAUGAAGGCGAAGUUAUUGGAACAAAGGUAGCGGGAAAGCUACAUACAGGCCGCAGCCGCAACGACCAAAUAGCGACUGACAUGCGCAUGUGGCUACGUGAUGAGCUGAAUCUGAUUGAGGAGCUUCUCAUCGACCUUCUCAAGGUCGUUGCCCAACGUGCCAAGCAGGAUAUCGACUACAUCAUGCCGAGCUACACGCAUCUCCAAAGGGCACAACCUAUCCGAUGGAGCCACUGGCUUCUCAGCUAUGCCACAGCAUUCCAAUCCGACCUCGAGCGCCUGCGGUUCACGAAGAGGAACAUCAACAAACUCCCUCUUGGCAGCGGUGCCGUUGCUGGCAAUGCCUUUGGCAUUGAUAGGAUGCAGAUGGCGAAAGAACUAGGCUUCGAGGGUCUCAUUAUGAAUAGCAUGUCCGCAGUCGGAGACCGAGACUUCGUCGUCGAGGUGCUACAAUGUGCCUCCACUAUCGGCAGUCACCUAUCGCGCUGGUCGGAGGACCUUAUCAUCUACAGCUCCUCGGAAUUCGGUUACAUUAAGCUAGCAGACGCAUAUACGACUGGUAGCUCCUUGAUGCCACAGAAGAAGAACAGUGACUCCCUUGAACUCCUACGUGGCAAGUCUGGGAGAAUAUUUGGGGCAAUGGCUGGCCUGAUGAUGAGCAUCAAGGGUAUUCCAUCUACGUAUAACAAGGACCUGCAGGAGAGCUUACAGCCGAUGUUGGAUACUGUCAAGACCUUGAAGGACGGUCUCCAGAUUGCGGCGAGGUCGCUGGCCACGGCGACGGUUUAUCCAGACAAGAUGCGUGCUGCACUGAGCCCAGACAUGCUGGCAACGGAUCUUGCUGAGUAUUUGGUCAGGAAAGGUGUACCAUUCCGUGAGACGCACCACUUGGCGGGCAAGAUGGUCGCACUUGCUGAAGAUGAGAAUAAAGGGAUGAAUGAACUCAGCAUCGAGCAGUUUCAAGGUAUUGACAAGAGGUUUGGCAACGACGUGCUAAGCGUAUUCGACUAUGAGCGCUCUGUGGAGCUGAAGGACGCCAUCGGCGGGACCAGUCGCCGUGCGGUCUUGGAGCAGCUGGAAGCACUAAAGAAGACACUGGGGGUUUGA